Coniophora puteana RWD-64-598 SS2 is the source of this 604-nucleotide messenger RNA. RefSeq lists its product as uncharacterized. The annotation marks the transcript as partial. The record is from RefSeq and is a predicted model, not a curated record. NCBI's taxonomy places the organism in Eukaryota, Fungi, Basidiomycota, Agaricomycetes, Boletales, Coniophoraceae. The transcript is spliced from 2 exons.
GUCUCGACCCAGAAGUUCUAACAUGGACCAAAGUCAGCCUCUUCCUCCUCGGCCCGCCUCACCAAAUAGUGCCAAAGUAUUGAACUCCAGAUGUAUAAAGGAUGGCACGCUGAAUGCCUUCCUUCCUCAUCGUAAACAUAUCACAUCGCAACAAACAUUCAACAAUGAACUUCAUCGUCUAUGUCUCUGCAGCCAUCCGUGCCCUCCACGCAUUCUAUGCGCUGGCUGGGUCCGGUACGCUGACAUCCUCCGGACUACUCGGGCUCCCCGGUGGUCCGCUGCUCUCCAACGCGCUCGCCGAGCUUGGUCCUCAGCUCGGCAUCCGCACGCUCCCUCACGUCUUCGGCCAGCACAUCGCCCAAGGGAUCAAGAGCAUCGCCGACGUCGUCUCACUUCGACUGUCGGCGGUCGUCAUCGCUUUACCCUCGGUCCUCAACGAUACGCUGUCUCAUGAAGACGGUGCCCUCGCGUCUGAAGAUCAGUUAAGCCCCGACCUCAUACCCGGUCUGACGCCCGAUAAUGUCAUCCUCUGGACGUCGUCUAACGAGACGUUCGAAGAGUCUCUGCAAACCUCCUGGUCCACCUCCGACACGCCUUCCAUCGC